Messenger RNA from Henningerozyma blattae CBS 6284, 345 nucleotides. It is a transcript of the gene MGR2, whose product is annotated as Mgr2p. The record is from RefSeq and is a predicted model, not a curated record. Bases 1 to 345 code for a protein of 114 amino acids. NCBI's taxonomy places the organism in Eukaryota, Fungi, Ascomycota, Saccharomycetes, Saccharomycetales, Saccharomycetaceae. Gene Ontology annotation, cellular component: TIM23 mitochondrial import inner membrane translocase complex. Gene Ontology annotation, biological process: protein insertion into mitochondrial inner membrane; protein import into mitochondrial matrix. The transcript has a single exon.
AUGCCACCAGUUACUCAAGUAUAUGCCCAACAACAAGGAGAACCAUCCAACUGGCAAAAAUUCCGUAUGGGGUUGAUGAUGGGUACUGCCGUUGGUGUCUGUACUGGUGUGUUAUUUGGUGGUUUCACUAUUGCUACUCAAGGUGCUGGUCCAGAUGGUGUUGUUAGAACUUUAGGUAAAUAUAUUGCAGGUUCUUCUGCCACUUUUGGCCUUUUCAUGUCCGUUGGUAGUGUUAUCAGAAGUGAUGAUGGUGAAAGACAAAUUACCAAUUGGGAAAUGCACCAACGUGCUAGAAUGGAAAUGUGGAAGUUACGCACUGGUUAUGGAUGGCAGAAGAAGGAUUAA